Cladophialophora yegresii CBS 114405 is the source of this 2628-nucleotide messenger RNA. RefSeq lists its product as uncharacterized. NCBI's taxonomy places the organism in Eukaryota, Fungi, Ascomycota, Eurotiomycetes, Chaetothyriales, Herpotrichiellaceae. The coding region runs from base 1 to 2628 and encodes 875 amino acids. The transcript has a single exon. The record is from RefSeq and is a predicted model, not a curated record. Gene Ontology annotation, biological process: protein histidyl modification to diphthamide. Gene Ontology annotation, molecular function: diphthine-ammonia ligase activity.
AUGUCCGAAUCCGCCUCGCUCCACGUCAUCGCCCUGAUCUCAGGCGGCAAGGACUCCCUCUUCAGCAUCCUGCACUGUCUUGAACAGGGGCACAAGGUCGUCGCGCUUGCUAAUCUGUACCCCGCCAAGCCCAAGCCAUGUGUACCGGGGGAAGGGAGGCCCUCAGAUGGCGAAACAGAGGAACGAAACCCCUCGGAUGGAAGGACCUCAGACGGCGGCACAGAGGCACGAAGCCCCUCGGAAGGAGAGGGGGAAGAUCUGAACAGUUUCAUGUACCAGACCGUGGGACACUCCGUUGUUCCGCUGUACGCGGAAUGUUUGGGAAUACCGCUUUACAGGCGGGAGAUUGUCGGCCACGCAGUCCAGACGGGGCGGUAUUAUGAUGCCAGUGCGAGCAAGCUUGGUACUUCUACUUCGGCCGACGAAACGGAAGACCUGCUCCCACUGCUCCGCGAAGUCAACCGUAUGCAUCCCGACGCCAACGCGAUAUCCUCGGGCGCCAUUCUAUCAACGUAUCAGCGCACUAGACUCGAGUCGGUGGCCGUCCGUCUGGGUCUCACACCGCUUGCAUGCCUGUGGCAGUAUCCUGCGCUGCCUCCGCCCUUGGGACGUGGUGAGUCCGUGACAGGCUUGCUGGAUGACAUGGCUACAGCGGGCUGUGAUGCACGGAUCAUCAAGAUCGCCAGCGGUGGCAUCAAGGAGAGCCUCUUGUGGGCGAAUGUCGCUGACCCGAGGACCCAACUGAGACUUGUCAGUGGUCUUCAGCCCUUCUUUGUGGGGCAUGAGUUCUGGCUGCGAGGAGCCGUGGUGGGUGAGGGCGGCGAAUAUGAGACUCUGGCUAUCAAUGGACCGAGGUGGUUGUGGAAGAGACGAAUCGAGAUCCCGGAAGAGCAGAUGUCUGCGUUCACCGGACAAGGCGGUGUCAGCUAUCUUCGAUUAGCAGGUCCUAAAACAGUGGAAAAUGGACCGGACGCGGACACGCCUCAGAGCGACACCUCUUUGAGAGUACCGGGCACUUUUGAUCUGCAAUUUCAAGCUGUUCUGGCGGAGUUGCAGAGCCAGCAAACUCCGAAUGGUGUUUUGGGGUUCGAUGAGCUAGGCGGGGUGAAUACCGAUGCUAUACGCCAUCGCCACGAGAUGACAGUCGAUCUAAGGCAAACGCAGUGCUUGCGUUCCGAAGUUUUGGCAAUAUCUAACAUCACGUCUUCCCUGGCCACGAGCUCCAGCACCGCUGCCGUGCAGAUGGAACAGAUAUGCCACGAUCUCACGUCUUCCUUGAAUACAACUUCGAGCUCUCUCGGAUUAUCACCUCCGCUAACGUCGUCUAAUAUCGUCUUCACGACGCUUCUGCUCAAAGACAUGUCGAAUUUCGGCGCUGUGAAUUCCGUCUAUGCCUCGCUAUUUCGACCAGGCGAGCCGAAUCCGCCGGCCCGGGUGACCGUGGCAUGCUCACUGCCGGACGACGUCGAAGUCAGUCUCAGCGUGAUACUCGACCUUGGGCCUCGAGAUGCAAGGCGCGGACUCCACGUCCAGAGUCGAAGUUAUUGGGCUCCAGCAAAUAUCGGACCAUACAGUCAGGCCAUUUGUGUGCCGCUUGACACAAAGCAGGAUCAGGCGGUCUCGGAUCUGGUCGAGAUGGUCCACAUGGCUGGCCAGAUACCACUAGUGCCGCAGAGCAUGCAGCUCUCGGCUGCGGGUUUUCUGGAGCAGGCCGUAUUGAGCCUGCAGCAUCUAUGGCGCGUGGGACAGGAGCGAGGGGUCGACAUGUGGGCCUGGGGCGUUGCUUUUCUGGAGAGGGCCGAAACGGCUUCUGUGAACGCCGAGUUAUGCUCCCGAGUAUGGCAACACGCUCAUGCGGCAGAUGUGAAGCCACAAGAUGCGCGUGGUGGCGAGAAAGACGACGAAGAGCCGGACGCGUGGGAUUUGCAGUAUAAUCGCGCAAUGACAUUCGAAGCGCCGGCAACCCUGAACCGGCAUCUUCAUUCCCUUCCAAAUUCAGCCGUCCUCACUUCAGCAAGUGCGUCUCCUCCCUUCAUCGCGGCAGAAGUUGUCUCCCUGCCUCGAAGUGCGCCCGUCGAAUGGUGGAGCAUGGGGAUCGCGAGCUUGCCCAAGGGACCUCCCUCGAGGCCACGUGUGUCUGUGGCUCAGAAGGAUUACCAAUGGGGAUCUCUCCACAAGAUGACACUCUCCCCUUCCAUGGAGGCAACAACUGAUGGAUACGUACACCUGGUCACUAUGUUUGUGCACUCUACAGGCAGCAUCGACGGUGGAUCACGUACUGGAGACGAUCUCCACGCAUUUCUUUCAUUGGACCGAAGCCCAUCCAAGGAGGAAGUACCAUCUGCGGACCUUGUCCACGGUACUGCCUUCAUCUCGACGCAUGGCUGGGACCGUUGGUCUCAACUGCGCAGACAUCGGCUCUUCGAGACCUUGGUGGUCAUCCCGUGCGAAUCCGUGUAUGGGCGCACAUGGUCGAACGCCGCUGUCAACGACGCUGGACCUUCAGAUGCUGCGCGCGAGAAUCCAUCUGCUCGUGCUACGGGGCUCAAUGAUGCGGACGAUGGUGAGGACAGAGUCUCUCCAACUCGCCGUCUCGCCGUGGCUAUCACGUUGCGGAUCAAUGGAUGA